AUGGAAUCCUUGCCCAGCCCCUACGGACGGUCUGUUUCCCUAGCUGUGGGUUGGAUGGUGAAGAUCAAGGCCGAUCUUCUGCAUCCCAGCCGAAAUGGCGGCGACGCCGUGGUGAUGAGCAGCUUCCAGGAAGGGGGAUGGAGGGAGGCGAAGAGAGCUUCUUCCCACCCUUUUGUGCCAGGACAGCCGUUGGAGCUGCGGAUUUUGGUGCUGGACAGUGAAUACCAGGUGCUUGUGAAUAACAGGCCCACCUACAUCUUUGGCCACUACCUGCCACCACAGUCUGUGAAAAUGAUGCAGCUGAAGGGGGAUGUGCUGGCUGCAGUGGAAGUGUGCUGA
Molecule: messenger RNA, 339 nt
Organism: Phacochoerus africanus (Common warthog)
Lineage: Eukaryota; Metazoa; Chordata; Mammalia; Artiodactyla; Suidae
Product: galectin-10-like
Exons: 5
Coding region: 1-339 (112 amino acids)
Molecular function (GO): carbohydrate binding
Source: RefSeq, a predicted model, not a curated record